AUGCUACGACUACUUCUCCAAAACCCCUCUUUUACCCGUGUUCCUAAAUCAUUUAUCAGAAGCCAGUCCAAUAUCGCACUACCAUUCUUGUACAAACUAGAACCAAAAUGUCGAUCGUGUGGGAUCAAAUUGCAAACCGAUGAUGCAUCGAAACCCGGCUACUUUAUCCAACCAAGUGGAACAACAAUCACUGGUGCAUCCAGUAAUGAAAAGAAAUAUACCAAGAAUGAAAACCAGGUGUUUGAGAAGUUGAGUCAUACUUUACCACCAGAGGAUCAAGAGCUAUUAUUGAGCAACACAUUCAAUGCUGGUCCCGCUCAACAACGAGAAAAUAAACAACAAGACAACGUUGGCACCGUCACUUCCUCAUCGCUCAAUAACAAAGGAGAAACUGUGCAUGAAGUUCUUGAGAAAAUAUACACUGUUGAGCCAGAUGAGAAUAGUCACGAUUGUAUACGAUGUCGCCAAAUGACAUACAAUUCCAGCUACGAAAUGGACAGCGAAAACUACCCCAUUGACCAACUACAUCACGUCUUGCACAAUAUCCCCAUUGAAGCGCCACUAGUUUACUUGUUCAGUGCCAGUGACUUCCCCAUGGGUAUAAACCCCGACGUGUUUCAAUUUCGCAAACCACAAGAUGUGUAUUUUGUCAUGACCAAGACUGAUAAACUUAUUGAAAAGAGUAAAGAAGCAUCGCAAAACUAUACUCGGCAGUUCAUUCAGGAUUACUUGCAUAUACAGUACAAAGUUCCUCGUAGUCAUGUGUUUAUAUCGCUGGGGAAGAAUAAUUGGUCAGUUAAACAAUUGUAUCAUUUCAUACCCAAUGGGGCUUAUAUUAUCGGAAAUACCAACUGUGGUAAAUCCACACUAAUCAAGAGUUUGUUACUCGAUGAAGAAUUGCAAAGGAAAAAAGACCAGCAGUUGAACAGUAAAGCUGAUAAUGUGAAACUACCACCAAGUUUAAUCAACAAGAUGAAACAGAAAUUUGUUUCCUCAUUCUUGACAAAAAUCGGCCCUGGUAUUUCAUACUUACCUGGGUUCACUCGUGACAUAAUCCCAGUUGAAGUGGGGUUGAAAUUGGUUUAUGAUGUGCCUGGCUUCAAUACCCACUUUGAAAAAAUGCAUCAACUAUACGACUCAUUCAAGUCCCCCAAAGAUAUCCAUCGAUUGAUUAAAGGUGCGCUGACUUUUGAACGUGGUAUUUACAAAUCACCAUACAUCACCAUCCGAGGACCACAAGUUGUCAAUUUUGAAGGAUUGGGGUUUUUGCAAUUACCCAAAGGUGGGAUUUAUCAAUUGCGCAAUGUCACCAAUUUGCAAACACAUGUAUUUAGUGAUAUUUUGAAAACCAAGAAAAUUUUGCAGAAUGGAGUACCACGAGCAUUGGAGAAUAAAUUUGCCAUUGACGUACUGGGCAAAACAAUUGAACGGGAUUAUGAAAAGUUCUUGGUACCGCCAUUUUAUGGCACUGUGGAUUUGGUAUUUGAGAAUUUCGGAUACUUGAAUUUGAAACCGGUUGGGAGUAAACGUACUAAUGAGUUGUUGAAAUUGUAUUUGUAUCCUGGUGUCAAUGCCAUUUUGAGAGAUCCUAUUACUAAUUAUAUUGCCAAGACGUUCAGCGGAAAGGACAAGCAUGGAAAUGUGGUUGAUAAGAGUGAGUAUUUCAAAAAAAGUAGGUUCCAUUUGAUUAGAUACAAGGAGAGUCAUCCGAUAUGCUCGCAGUUGUGUCCACUAGAGAGAAAGGAGACGUCAGAGGUCGAUGAAGGUGUUGAUGUGGAUAUGGAUGUGGAUGUUGAGCAAGCGAUAAGGAAAAUUCGGGAUGAGGAAUAUAGACGUUUGAAUGAGUGGGUGCGAGAGGGGCGGCAAGAGACAAAGAGGCAGAAUAGGAGCACGAUGAGUGGAAAUGAUUAUGGGCGUGGAUUGGAGAGUGAGUACAGCUACAAUAACGAGUAUGAUAUGGAUGAACGGACAAAGUUUAACUUUUGGAGAGAGUGA
Molecule: messenger RNA, 1995 nt
Organism: Lodderomyces theae
Lineage: Eukaryota; Fungi; Ascomycota; Pichiomycetes; Serinales; Debaryomycetaceae
Exons: 1
Coding region: 1-1995 (664 amino acids)
Cellular component (GO): mitochondrion
Molecular function (GO): GTP binding
Source: RefSeq, a predicted model, not a curated record